Messenger RNA from Cuscuta campestris, 995 nucleotides. NCBI's taxonomy places the organism in Eukaryota, Viridiplantae, Streptophyta, Magnoliopsida, Solanales, Convolvulaceae. The record is from the annotation of a GenBank genome assembly.
AACCCCCAAAGAACUGUGGGAUGCCCUUAAGGGACGUUUUGGGAACAUUCAUGAUACUCUGCUCCCAGAACUGAAUGCGCAAUGGAAUGAAAUCCGUUUGCUAGACUAUAAACGGACAAAUGACUUUGUCAAAGAUAUGUUGCGUCUUAAGGCACGUCUCAUCUUUUGUGGUAAGCCAAUCACCGAAGAUGACAUGAUUCAAAAGACUCUUGACACAUUUCCUACCUCAUCCAUGAUACUAGCGAACCAGUACAGGAUGGAGUAUGAAAACAAAAGAAUUACCACAUUCUACAAGUUGAUGAAUAUGCUACAAUCAGCAGAAAAGCAUAAUGAAGUCCUUGUGAAUAACAAUGCUCGGCCUGUCGGGACAAAGAAAAUUCCUGAGGCCAAUUAUGGGAAAAUAAAACAUGGCAGGCAUCCCAAUGAAAAGGGACCUAGACGUGCCAACCCUUACCCACGUGGAAAUAACUCUAAUCGUGGGAAGGGUCGUGGUGGUCGUGGUAGAGGUCGUGGAGUAUCUCCCAAUGUUUGGCGAAGAGAGUCAAAUGAUGGACCGAGUGGCCGCACAAACAAGAAGUCAAUUGCAUCCAACCCUCCUGUGAUAAAGAAUGAGCCAUGUUACCGAUGUGGAGUUAGCGGACACUGGUACAAGCAUUGUCGCGCUAGUAACAAAGUUGCAGCCUGCUACAAGAAAUAUCUCCAAUCUAGAGAGCAUGAAUCUGAAUAUUUGGACGAAGAAGGCAAUGACGCUGAUGUCAAUCUUACCCUUGCACACUUUACGAACAAGGGGGAUAAUGUGCACUCAAUGGAUACACCUGAUUUUGAUUGAUACACUCUAUUCAUUCUCUCCAUGCAUGAUGUUUUUAGAAUAAUUUUUUUUAUGUCUCUCCCGAUUUCCUAAGAGUGUUUUGAAGACUAUUUAUUGCAUUUUUAGACUAUGUGGAAUUGUUUUAUAUUUGCCUUCAAUUUAAAUAAAUUAAAGGAUUUAUGCACCU